AUGAUAUCAAUAAUCGACUCUUCUAUUGAUGUAUCCAAGACCUCAGAGAUAUCUGAUGAUGCAAGGUUUACAUUGUCAUCUUCCAAGAUUGGUGGACAAGGAUGGAUUUCAGUGAGAGGCAAUACAAUUUAUAAUGCAGUUGGAUCAAUUAUUGAGGUUCAAUCUUCAUUACAAGUUAUUGAAUCUGCUUCAUUUGUAUUAUCUCCAGAUUCAACAUUGAAUAUUAGAGGACAUGUUAUAUUUGGAUCAAACAACACUGCAUCCAUUGGAACAUUGACCAACACUGGUCUACUUUCAAUCUACAAUCAAUACCUUAACAUUGGAACACUACAAAUCAAUGAUCAAGGUACCAUCACACUAAGUGUCAGUUCCACCAACUCAACUUAUGUUAAUGUUACAUCCAAGGCCACCCUUGGAAACAAUGCCUUAACUGUUAGAGUCGCUUCAUACCUUAAGAAUGUCAACUUCACAUUGGUCACACUUCCAGUUGGUACUAAUUUGGAAUCGGAUGUAUUGAAAGGUGUGAAGUUCUCAAGUUAUGAUCUUGAAUCUGGUGAUGAUGUUAAAGAUAUCCCAUCAUCAAAUUAUAGAGCUGAACUAAUUGGUAAUGAUUUGGUAGUAUUCAUUGGAAAUGGUGAUCGUACUACACCAUCAACUGGAUCCAAACUAUCGAAUGGUGCCAUUGCAGGAAUUGUUGUUGGAGGUGUUGUCGCUCUUGCCCUACUCAUUGCAUUGACCAUCAUAAUCAUCAAGAAACGCAAGUCCACAUCCUCAUCCAAGUCCAGAAGAUCAAAGUCCGACGAAGGAACAGCUCAACUUAGUAACAUGAAACCAUAA
Acytostelium subglobosum LB1 is the source of this 837-nucleotide messenger RNA. RefSeq lists its product as hypothetical. The coding region runs from base 1 to 837 and encodes 278 amino acids. NCBI's taxonomy places the organism in Eukaryota, Evosea, Eumycetozoa, Acytosteliales, Acytosteliaceae. The transcript is spliced from 3 exons. The record is from RefSeq and is a predicted model, not a curated record.